AUGGACAAAGAGGAAGAGAACCACUAUGUUUCGCAACUUAGAGACAUCUACAGCAGCUGUGACACCACAGGGACAGGCUUCCUGGACCGGGAGGAGCUGACCCAGCUCUGCCUGAAACUCCGUCUGGAAAAACAGCUGCCUGUCCUUCUGCACACACUUCUUGGAAACAACCAGUUCGCCAGGGUUAACUUCAAGGAAUUUAAGGACAGUUUUGUGGCUGUGUUGUCAUCACAGGCUGGUCUUGCCUCCUCAGAUGAAGACAGUGGGUCUUUGGAGUCAGUUGCCUCCCGGGCUAUGCCCUCAGAGGACGUGAGUGGCUCUAAGUGGUCCGGUUGUCGGAGCCAGCCCGAGCCCUGUGGCCCUGCAGGUGGAGCCCCAGGUUUACCGGAGCAGCCGGUCAGACCCAGUGCGAGGAGCCAGCUCUGCCGCUCGGCCUCCCUGGAAAGCGUGGAGAGUCUCAAGUCUGAUGAAGAAGCCGACAGUGCGAAGGAGCCUCAGAAUGAAUUGUUUGAAGCCCAAGGCCAGCUGCCAACCUGGGGUUCCGAGGUCUUCGGCAGCCCCCGGAAACCCCGCAGCCUCUCCUUCGACACCCUCAAAAGCCGGGUCCGGGGCCUCUGGGAAGAGCUGGGUGUGGGCAGCUGCGGACACCUCACAGAGCAGGAGCUGGCCCUGGUCUGCCAGACCAUCGGGCUCCAGGGCCUGGCAAAGGAGGAACUUGAAGACCUGUUCAACAAGCUGGACCAAGAUGGGGACGGCAGAGUGAGUCUGGAGGAGUUCCAGCUUGGCCUGUUCAAUCAUGGGUCCCCUCGACCGCUGGAGCUGGCCCCACUCGUCAAACUCAGCCGGUCCGGUUCUCAUUACCAGGUAAGGGAGGAGAGUGUUGGCCAGACCACCACGUCGUCCCUCGUGUCCGUGUGCUCCGGCCCCCGCCUCUUCUGCAGCGUGGAUGACGGCAGCGGGUUCGCCUUCCCGGAGCAGAUCAUCUCCUUGUGGGCCCAGGAGGGCGUUCACAAUGGCAGGGAGGUCCUGCAGAGCCUUGACUUCAGUGUGGACGAGAAGGUGAACCUUUUGGAGCUGACCUGGGCCCUGGAGAAUGAGCUCAUGAUGGUGGACGGUGCCGCCCAGAAGGCAGCCUUGGCCUGCUACCGCCAGGAGCUGAGCUUCUGCCAGGAGCAGGUGGAGCAGAUGGCCAGGGAGCGAGAUAAGGCGAGGCAAGACCUGGAGAAAGCUGAGCAGAGGAACCUGGAGUUUGUGAAAGAGACGGACGACCUCCACUCUGCCCUGGAGCAGCUCGCGGAGGAGAAGGUCAGACGCCUGGAGCAGGGAUACCAGGGGAGGCUGAGCCUCCUGCGGUCCGAGGUGGAGGUGGAACGCGAGCUGUUCUGGGAGCAGGCUCGGCUGCAGAGGGCCGGACUGGAGGAAGACCUGCGGCGCCUGCAGGUGGAGGAGACCGGCCUGCGCCAGAAGCUGACCCUGGCCCUGAAGGAAAAUAGUCGAUUGCAGAAGGAGAUGAUUGAAGUCGUGGAGAAGCUCUCAGACUCAGAGAAGCUAGUCCUGAAGCUGCAGAAUGACCUGGAGUUUGUGUUGAAGGACAAGCUGGAGCCACAGAGCACAGAACUCCUGGCCCAGGAGGAGCGAUUCUCAGAGAUCCUGAAGGAAUAUGAGCUUAAGUGCCGGGACCUGCAGGACCACAGCGAUGAGCUGCAGGCUGCCCUGCAAGGCCUGCAGGCACAGAUGGCCCCGAGCCUGCACAGCCACCUGCCCCUGGGACACGGCCCGGCAGGCACCAUCACGUUCGUGGGUGAUUCCGCCCCAGCGAGUAUAGAAACAGAGAUCAUGUUGGAGCAGCUGAAGGAGCGUUACCAAGAACUCAGGAUCCAGCUGGAGACCCAGGUUAGUGACCACGAGAGGGAGAUGGAGGUGAUGAAAAGGGCCUUUGCAGAGGAGAGGAGGCAGCUGGAGCGGGGCCACGCGUGGCGGCUGAGCCAAGAGAGGACACGGCUGCAAGAGGCGCUCCAUCGGCUCAGAAUCGAGUUGGAAAAGCUUUAUGAAGAAAACACACUUUUGAAAAAUGAGUUGGGGAGGAUCCGACAAGAGCUUGAAGCUUCAGAAAGGACAGAGGCUGCACAGAGGAAGGAAAUUGAGGUUUUAAAGAGAGACAAGGAAAAGGCCUGCUCUGAGAUGGAAGAGCUCUGCACACAGAGUCACAAGUGUAGGGAUGAACUAUCCCAGCUCAACCACAGGGUCCUGCAGCUUGGAGAGGAGGCCUCUACCCACCAGGCCCAAAGCGAUAAGAAUCACGUCACCAUCCAGCUGCUGACACGCAGAGUGGAGGAGGCCGAGCUCCGGAAGGAACUGCAGGGUAACCAAAUCCAAAAACUUGAACUUGAACUUGACCGCGUGACUCAGGAACGUCAGAGCCUGAGACUGGCCCAGUCACAGCUGAGAGAAGCCCUUGAAGACAGUCGGGACCAGCUGUAUGGAGCCACCCAAAGGCUGUGGCUGGCCCGGUCCCAGCACGCCCAGCGGGUGCGGCAGCUGCAGGAGGAGAUAGCACAGCGCAUGCCUGCAAGCCGUAUGGCCGAGCUGUACCAGCUGCUGGAAGGGGAACAGCGGGCGGCUCAGCAGCUCCAGGAAGAGGCACGGGAAGCACAUGAAAAACAGCUGAAAGCAAGAGAAGAGCGGGUGGAAGAGGUGGAGAUGACUUUGAAGAACAUGGAAGUGCUCCUCCAAGAGAAAGUGGGUGAGCUGAAGCAACAGUUUGAAAAGAGCACACGAUCUGAUCUGCUGCUCAAGGAGCUCUAUGUGGAAAAUGCCCACCUGACAAAAGCGCUUCAAGUCACUGAAGAGAAGCAACGAGGCGCCGAGAAAAAGUCCCGAUUCUUGGAAGGAAAAGUUAGAGCUCUCAGCAAACUCCUCAGCAAGAUUGCUACAGUUUCCCUCGCUGUGUAG
Molecule: messenger RNA, 2952 nt
Organism: Rangifer tarandus platyrhynchus (Svalbard reindeer)
Lineage: Eukaryota; Metazoa; Chordata; Mammalia; Artiodactyla; Cervidae
Source: the annotation of a GenBank genome assembly